GUGACGCAUUUCGCCAAACAGUUAAAUGAGUUCAGCAUGUUGAUAUCCCUACAGAGUUGGAAAGUCUUACCAUUCUUGAAAAUAUGCGAGUAACUUUAAAUGGAUUGGAGACUUUAGGUAGAUAAAAGAGUUUAAAGUAUCUGUUGAGUGUUCUAGAUUAUAGACGAAAUGUACAAGACAGUUCCAACGAUCUUCAAACAAUCAUGCACAAUUCAUAGACGUAUUGAUGGGGAUGAUAGGGAUGGAAACUCACAGAUUAUGUCACUGGUAUUUGCAUUAAUGUCCAGCAAGUCUAAAGAAUGCUAUAGAACAUUAUUUUGGGAUUUAAUUGACUUUAGUGAUGAAAAUAAUAUUUAUUUAUACCUACAGUUUGUUUCAACUGACUUUGAACAAGCUGCUUUUGGUCUCAUUAUUCCUUAUGGGACUGAUGGAAACUUUAGUUUAUUAAUUCGACAUAUUUCUGCACUUGCUUUUUUACCUCACAAUGAAAUUCCUGCAGUUUUAAUGAUUCGAUCUGAACCACUAUUUCCACCUUCACUUUGGUCUGUCACUGAUAAUAUUGAACAUAUUUUUUCACAGAAUCAAAAUAAUGUGGAGGUUUGCCAUAGAAGACGGGAAACAUUAGUAGGACACGCACAUCAUGUAGGUGUAUUCAAAAUUAUAAAGGAACUACAAAAUGAGCAAAAACAAGUAUAUAGAAACAAUUUUGCAAAGGCACCACGAUCUUCACAAAGAAAACAAAACUAUGAACACGAAGAUCGUAUAUAA
Rhizophagus irregularis DAOM 181602=DAOM 197198 is the source of this 768-nucleotide messenger RNA. Lineage: Eukaryota; Fungi; Glomeromycota; Glomeromycetes; Glomerales; Glomeraceae. The record is from RefSeq and is a predicted model, not a curated record.